This is a messenger RNA of Cyclocybe aegerita, 507 nucleotides long. The record is from the annotation of a GenBank genome assembly. NCBI's taxonomy places the organism in Eukaryota, Fungi, Basidiomycota, Agaricomycetes, Agaricales, Hemipholiotaceae.
AUGCUUGAUAGUCGCCUCAAGAUCGUCGCUGCAGCUAAUCACAUCAUGAAUGAGGAUCCCGGCGCAUGUUUACCUACGAUAACCAUCGAGGACGAUGAUGUGUCUCUGUGGUGCUUCUCUAGAUCACAUUCAGCAAAAUCGCAUCACGUUGGAUGUUUCGCUGACCUGAAGACUUUUGUCUCUGUCCUCCUCUCUUUUAUUUUUGCGACGGAAACCGAGGUCGGCUUCGACCUGACCAUCUCUCGCCUCUCUCCGGUCUCCUACGUCUACCAAGUUAGCGAUCGGUUCUUCAAGACAAUUCGCAUGAUUUCGGAAUACCGGCCAUUAUGCAUAGCUGACCGCAUGACACGCGUUUGGGAGGCAGUAGAGGUGGCGUCAUUCAACGACCCGACGCCCAAGCGUAACGCGCAUCCUAUAGCGCUCAAGGAUGUCUGGCUAGAUGCAUCAGCCCAGACGGAAAAAGAGAUACAAUCAGCCCUUUUCAGCGACCUGGAGGAGUUCGGAUAG